AUGCCGGACCUACCUUCGCAUGCGUCGCCAUACUUUUCGCCGCAACCCGUCCACCCCGACCAUCCUAUAUCCGAAUAUUCUCUCAAUUCAGAAUCUGCAACAUCUCCAUUGCCCUCAAUUACGAGUCCGCGUCCACAGGGAAACGCUGGGGAUCAUGACCUACGCGAAGGAGUCACUCCGGCCUUGCCCGCCUCUAUCGUAUCCCCCGCUUUUACCCCUCCAGCGACACCGGGUGGCACCGUGAAUGCGGCGCAAAUCUUACAACAGCGCAGUCAUCAACCUGAUAUUGAAACCGAACGUGCCAAUGCAAAGACACCCAAACUCCUUCCGCAGUUACCUCAUGUGGAAUGUAUAGUGCGCGCGCGAAUCCCCACCACGACGGGGGCGGAGAUGUUCCUCCAUCUCUAUCAGAAUAACGUCGACAAUAAAGAACAUCUUGCAAUCGUCUUCGGAAAUAAUAUCAGAAGUAAGAGUUUGGAUCGAGUGAUACCCGGAGAGACAGAGAUGGACAGAAUGAUCCGUGGGGCUUAUGUGGGGAGGUUGCGUCCAGGAAGGGUCAGCAGCCGCUAUGAUGAUGGGGCGGACAUGGGGAAGAGAAAGGAGUCGCGAAGUUCUUCUGAAGGAUCUGGUGACGCUGGUGACAAGGCUGUGUCUGAGGCUCUGAGGGAGCCUGGCUCCGCUCGAAGCACGCAGAAGCAGGCGCCAUUGGUGAGAAUCCAUUCCGAGUGUUAUACGGGAGAAACGGCUUGGUCGGCGCGAUGUGAUUGUGGUGAACAGUUGGACGAAGCUGCGCGGUUGAUGUCGACGCCUGAUCACGAUACUGGGUCCUCUGUGGAGCCUCCAGGAGGUGUCAUCGUAUAUCUCCGCCAAGAAGGUCGUGGAAUCGGACUCGGAGAGAAAUUGAAAGCCUAUAAUCUACAGGAUUUGGGUUCUGACACGGUGGAGGCCAAUCUAUUGCUGAGGCACCCUGCGGACGCUAGGAGUUAUGGUCUCGCCACUGCAAUCCUAGUCGAUCUUGGUUUGGGCGUCGAUUCCUCUGAUGCCGGAAUCAGACUGCUCACGAAUAACCCUGACAAGGUGCGGGCAAUUGAAGGCCCGAAUCGGGAGGUAACUGUUAAGGAGAGAGUUCCCAUGAUCCCGUUGGCUUGGAGAACAGGUGGCAAGCAGGGGAUCAGAAGUUCAGAGAUUGAGGGUUAUUUAAGAACGAAAAUCGGAAAAAUGGGACAUAUGAUCGAAUGA
This is a messenger RNA of Paecilomyces variotii, 1239 nucleotides long. Its product is annotated as GTP cyclohydrolase-2. Lineage: Eukaryota; Fungi; Ascomycota; Eurotiomycetes; Eurotiales; Thermoascaceae. The record is from RefSeq and is a predicted model, not a curated record. The transcript is spliced from 2 exons. Bases 1 to 1239 code for a protein of 412 amino acids. Gene Ontology annotation, biological process: riboflavin biosynthetic process. Gene Ontology annotation, molecular function: GTP cyclohydrolase II activity.